Molecule: messenger RNA, 2319 nt
Organism: Seminavis robusta
Lineage: Eukaryota; Bacillariophyta; Bacillariophyceae; Naviculales; Naviculaceae
Source: the annotation of a GenBank genome assembly
GAUAAGCCCAUCAUUGGAAAGAAAAGAACUUUUAAGAAAGAAGAAAGAAAGGAUUGAAGUGUGCCAAAAGCACAAUAAUCUACCUACUCAAAAAAGCUAGCUAGUCUAGACCCCUGUUUUCAAUGCAAUAAAGCAAGUAAACACUCCUUCACCACCUCGGUGGCCUUAUUAGUAUGAUAGCUCUACCGGAUUAGUUUGCACAAAAAGACUUUUUCGUGCGUAAGGCUGAUGCCAGAACUGCACUUAGGCACUGGUCGUUGCCAGCCACCAGCUCCGUACGGUACAACUGCUAAUAGCGACCGCGAGCUGCUGUGGCUGUCACUUGUAUAACACCUAUCACCUCUCAUGCCGCUUCCUCCAAAAUAGCUACCAAACCUUUUUGGAGACCCGCCUUUAUUGGAUAGGCGUCACAUAGUAGUACCUGGUACCGCUACCGCUAUCCUCGGCGUAGAGACCUUGGAAGAGCACAAGAUUUCUGCGGCUCCCCCAGAAGAAACCGUAGAGAGCAUGAAGAACGCAUCUCAGGAGAACGCAAUGGCUGAUACUAUAACAGACCUCCUGCCGCACGAUGUCCUUCUAGGACGAGGCCUUGGAUCAAGUCAGUAUCAGGGUAACAAGGCAUUUCUGGAGGUUGUCGAGCAAUACAAAGCAUCCUACAACCAGACUUUAUCCUAUAAAGAGAAAAAAUCGAUCGCAAAGGAAGUAUUUGGAAUUAUUCAAUCUCGUGGUGGAAGGUUUCUCAAGCUCUUGAAUUACCAGAAGGGAGCACGAAAUGUCGUGCAAGAGGGUGCCUGGUGCCUAGCAAAUGUAGAUGAAGCAUUGGAGAAGUGCAAGCAAGCGCUUCGACAGCAAAGAGACAAACCUACGCAAAAACUGUCUUCAUCGUCUCGAACUGCUAGCUCUGGAUCUUCGGAUGGAACACAAAGAGAGCAAAAAGAAGAACAAUCCAGUGCCGUGGCCCAGUCAGAAGGGUGUAAAGUUUCUGGCCAUGGCUUUAAACCAGAGGAAGGAUCUGCUUCUGUGGUGGUCAAUGAAUCCGCUACUACUCAAGGGGAUGAUCAAGUACCGAACUUUGCGCUUGUAGGUGAUGCACAGGGCGUAUCCCUUCAACAGGCUAGUGGAUCUUGUUUUACAGUUUCUCCCUUUUCGGACAUGCCAAACUCGUUGUUGGUGGAGGAUGUGCCACCAGAUGAACGCUCAUCUCCCCCUUCCGAGCCCGAAGACAUCGACACAACUCUAGCAAAACUUGUCGUGGAUGGUCUUCCCACCUUCACAAAGGAUCAAGAAUUGAAGGAAAGGGCCAGCCUCACAGAUGUUGAAAAGGAUGAAGCCAUGUCAGAUGUCUUUGGCAAGCUACAUGUAUCGGAGCCCGGUAAACGAGCAAAGAGGGAUUUUGACAAUGAAUCAAAACAUGCGCUGCUUCGGGAGAUGAGACAAGAACUGGAACAGAUACCAAAGGUUCGAAAGCAGGCAUUGGAAAGGGCACAAGGAUCUUGCGAUUCCUCCGAGUUCAGCGAUGAGCGUCUCUCCCGCUUCUUGCGAGUGGAAGGCUACAAUCCCACACUUGCUGCACAACGCUUUGUGAGGUAUUGGGAGGGUCGACUUGAAGUUUUUGGGCCAGACAAGUUCCUCAUGCCCAUGACCUUGGCGGGGGCGUUUCAAGAGGACCACAAUGCCAUUGAAGAUUGUGUGCAGUGCAUCCUUCCAUAUCCGGACUCCUUUGGAAGGCCAAUUGUGUUUGCGGAUCCCACGCGACGCCGACCAGAUCGCUAUUCAUCCCAGAGUGGGCUCCGUGCACUGUGGUACGGGAUGGAAGUACUUUCCCGUGAUCAUGACAGCGCAACGUUUGUUGUCCUGUGUUGGGUGAAACACGCCACCAUUUGGGACUUUGACCGCUAUGUGUACUGCCGUUUUCCGUACUACCAGAAUGACUUCUUUCCAUUUCGGCGGGCGGCUUCACAUGACUGUUGUGCCGAUAAAUUAGGAGUGACCCUGUUCAGGCCGGUUGAUAUGAUAGUCCAUGACAAGGCAUCGAGAAUGCGAAGGAUGCAUCACUGCGUACCAGAGAGCGAAAUCGUCGCAGUCCUAAAAGCGUAUGGAAUUGAGCGCUGGAUGUUACCCCUUGAGAUGGGAGGAACGCUUGAGGACGUUCAAAGGAAAUGGGUGGCCCAGAGGAGGGCUCUGGAGCACUCAGCGAAGCCUAUCUAGUCAACGCAACCGGUAACACAUCACCUUAUUGAGUGAUAGUAUCACACUACUACUACUAGAGUAUUGGACUACCAACUACAUGUUAUGUUUUAUGUGAUAUGCCUGCGGGAU